CUAAAACAAUGCUUGCGUUAUUUUAGGAUAAAUCGUCCUGGGAAUUAGCUGGAGAAAAGAUGAAGUCGACUAAGGAACGGUCCAAGAAAAUACUAGCCUCUAAUUCACCACCUCCACUCUUUGUUAAAGCACUUAAGAGCAAGCAAACAUGGGACGAUAAGGAGGAUUUUUUGAACGUUGUGUACUGGCUGAAGCAGAUUUUGUCCAUCUUCGUUGGACUUGUGUGUGGUAUUGUCCCACUUCAAGGAUUUAUUGGAAUCUUAGCGUUCCUUUUAGUGAGUGGUGGUUUGGUAUACUUGUACUGUGUGCUGUACCAAGGCAUUGAUCAGGAGGAAUAUGGUGGAGCUUGGGAACUGCUCAAGGAGGGAAUGAUGACUGCAUUCGCCAUGUUCAUGGUAAACUGGAUCAUCACGUACACCAUGCUCCAGCACAGCUAACAAGAUAAAACUGUAUAUUAGAAUCACUUGAUGUGUCUAUCACCAUUCUUUAUUUAAUUAUAAUGUGAAAUCUA
This is a messenger RNA of Halichondria panicea, 511 nucleotides long. Its product is annotated as GEL complex subunit OPTI-like. Gene Ontology annotation, biological process: mitochondrial respirasome assembly. The record is from RefSeq and is a predicted model, not a curated record. The transcript is spliced from 4 exons. Lineage: Eukaryota; Metazoa; Porifera; Demospongiae; Suberitida; Halichondriidae. The coding region runs from base 60 to 437 and encodes 125 amino acids.